AUGGCAGCAGGCAGCAUCGCAUCCAGCUCCUCUGGCUCUUCAAGCAACUCCAGGGGAAAUAACAGAGGUCAAGCAUUCAUGCUUGUGGCGGCGCCUCCACCUAAGAAAACGAAGCAAUCUCCCCAAGCAUCGAUUGACGAGUUCUGGUCUAAAUUCAAUAGUACAACUCCAGGCAGAGCUACGACUAUCCUGCCGAGAGAUCGGUAUGCAAAGCAAGCCGAGGAGAACGCUCCGAAAGGGAUCAUAGAUGGGGCUAACCCGGUCUCAUCCUACGACGAAGCAGCAAGGCUUUGCAGAGAGAAGGUGGAAAAAAUUGUGAAGGAAUGUCGUCGAGUCAACCAGAAAUAUACCGACAAGCAUUUUGAUCUUGAGUUUGAUUUAAAAGGAUGGAAUGGGAAGAAGGACUGCCUCAGAACUCUUACAGCCACCUCUGAAGAUGACCCAUAUGUUAGUUUCAGCCCAGGAUCUGUGAAGCGAGUCACCGACAUUUUCGACAAGCCGCAGUUUUUUGUCCAGGGCGCUACUGCAAAUGACAUUCGUCAGGGCAGAGAUGGGGAUUGCUGGUUGCUUGCCGCACUGUGCACCUUGGGGAAUAAGGAAGGCCUCAUAGAAAAAGUCUGUGUCGCCAGAAAUGAGCAGGUUGGCGUCUACGGCUUCGUUUUCCACCGCGGUUCGUUAUAUACUACCUCCUUGCUUUCCGGAACUAUCUUAGGAGCUCAACUGCUCAGCGCCUGA
This is a messenger RNA of Lachnellula hyalina, 735 nucleotides long. RefSeq names its product Calpain-5 (gene Capn5). The record is from RefSeq and is a predicted model, not a curated record. Gene Ontology annotation, molecular function: calcium-dependent cysteine-type endopeptidase activity. The coding region runs from base 1 to 735 and encodes 244 amino acids. Lineage: Eukaryota; Fungi; Ascomycota; Leotiomycetes; Helotiales; Lachnaceae. Gene Ontology annotation, cellular component: cytoplasm. The transcript has 2 exons. Gene Ontology annotation, biological process: proteolysis.